UCCAAACACGUUCAAAUACCAUUCACUGAUUACAGCUGCUUUAAGCGCGUUUCUUCCAGCAAUCACUUUCUCUCUCUCAAAAAAGCUACUUAAUAUCGAUGCGUCGCGUUUCUCUCUCUUAGUUCAAAUUUCGAAUUCCAAAAACCAGAAUGCUCCUCCCAAUCCACUGUUGCUACCUCAGCACCAUCGUCGCGCUGACAAUCUUCCUGUCCGUCAGGUCGUUUUCCGACGCUCAAUCCUGCAAUGGCAUCCUCGUUUCUUAUGCCUAUACCGGCGGCUCGCGGCUGCCGCCGAAUGUCUCCAACGCGGCGGAGCAGCCCUACCGGUUCGAGUCGACGUUGACAGUACUCAACAACGGCCUCGAUGAACUCAAGUCGUGGAAGGUCUUCGUGGGGUUUGACCAUGACGAGUUGUUGGUCUCUGCGUCCAAUGCGGUUCUCGCCGACGGCACAACCCUCCCGGCCGCCGUCGGAAACGGCACUGUUUUCGCUGGCUACCCCAUGACCGAUCUUAAGACCGCCGUCGCCACCGCCGGAGACUUGACCCAGAUGCAGGUUCAGAUCAACCUCGUCGGCACCGUGUUCGGGGUGGCGCCGCCCAGUGUUCCGAUGCCGAAAUCCAUCAAUCUCGCCAAUGAUGGAUUCGUAUGUCGUGCAUCCACCACCCAAGGGAAGAAUGCUAGUAGUGUGUGCUGCACUAGAGAUCCCAAGUUCAAAACUAACAUCACCACGGAUGAAGAGUUUCUGCCACGUCAGAAUGGUGAUCUUAGUAUUAUGUAUGACGUGAUAAGAACUUACGAUUCUAAUUACUGGGCUGAGGUUACUAUUGCAAAUCAUAACCCACUUGGGAGGCUUGACAACUGGAGGUUGAGCUGGGACUGGAUGAAUGAUGAGUUUAUAUAUUCAAUGAAAGGGGCUUAUCCUUCUGUUGUUGAUGCUUCUGAAUGUUUGUUCGGUAAGCAAGGUACAUUCUAUAAGGAUCUUGACUUUGCCACUGUUUUGAAUUGUGAGAGAAGGCCAACCAUAAUUGAUCUCCCCCCUACCAAGUUCAAUGAUUCUGACCUUGGGAAGAUUCCCUUUUGCUGCCGGAAUGGUACUAUUUUGCCGCCCUCCAUGGAUCCUAGCAUGUCAGCCUCAAGAUUCCAAAUGCAGGUUUUCAAGAUGCCACCGGCGCUUAACCGAUCCCAACUUUCACCUCCGCAGAACUGGAAGAUAAGCGGUACACUCAACCCUGACUAUAAAUGCGGCCCUCCUGUAAGAGUGAGUCCCACCGAAAACCCCGAUCCUUCUGGCUUACCGUCGAACAAAACUGUGAUGGCCAGUUGGCAGGUUGUGUGCAACAUUACGACAGCCAAGGGAACAUCAAGUAAAUGCUGUGUUUCAUUUUCGGCCUAUUACAAUGAUUCAGUUAUUCCAUGCAAAACAUGUGCUUGUGGAUGUCCCCAGAAUAGAGAGAGAACAUGUAGUACUACUGCCUCAGCUAUGUUGCUUCCACCAGAGGCACUUCUUGUUCCUUAUGAAAACCGAACCGCCAAGGCAAUUGCUUGGGCAAGCCUGAAACAUUUUCCAGUGCCAAACCCGAUGCCCUGUAGUGAUAACUGUGGUGUGAGCAUCAACUGGCAUUUGCUCACGGACUACAAUAAAGGAUGGAGUGCAAGGGUGACACUUUUUAACUGGGGUGAGACCAAUUUUGCAGACUGGUUUGCUGCAGUACAAAUGGACAAAGCAGCUGCAGGUUUUGAGAAAAUGUACUCUUUCAAUGCAACCCUUGUAGAUGGUGUAAACAACACAAUUAUUAUGCAAGGUUUGCCAGGAUUGAACUACCUUGUAGCAGAAGCUGACGGAGCUGACCCUCUGAGAGAUCCUAGGGUGCCUGGUAAACAACAAUCAGUGAUCUCUUUCACAAAGAAACUUACUCCUGGAAUCAAUACGGUUCGUGGAGAUGGUUUUCCCACUAAAGUUCUUUUCAAUGGAGAGGAAUGCUCUCUUCCUUCCGUGCUUCCAACUAGUGGUGGUUCUUGGGAUGGUUUUUCAUUGGGAACUUCAGUGCUACUGUCACUGUUGUCGUUCCUCUUGAUGAGAUGAUAGUGGCUAUGUUUGAUUUAGACUUUGGCUUGCUCUGUCCCGAGACAUGAUUUGAUUCAUAUAUUGACCUUACCACAGAAACUCAGUGGACUUAGUCGUGCUAUUGUAACAUUCACGCGUGUGUCUGGUUUGGAUGCUGUCACUCAUUGUUCAAUUCAUAUGUGAUUCUUUCGA
Molecule: messenger RNA, 2258 nt
Organism: Vigna angularis (adzuki bean)
Lineage: Eukaryota; Viridiplantae; Streptophyta; Magnoliopsida; Fabales; Fabaceae
Product: COBRA-like protein 7
Exons: 2
Coding region: 150-2084 (644 amino acids)
Biological process (GO): cellulose microfibril organization
Cellular component (GO): membrane
Source: RefSeq, a predicted model, not a curated record